Molecule: messenger RNA, 344 nt
Organism: Rotaria sp. Silwood2
Lineage: Eukaryota; Metazoa; Rotifera; Eurotatoria; Philodinida; Philodinidae
Source: the annotation of a GenBank genome assembly
AAAUUCUUGAACAUGCUUUUUUACAAGAACAAUAUCCUGAUAUUCAUCGUCGUGAACAAUUAUCAAAUGAAAUAGGUACAAGUGAAGCACGUGUACAAGUUUGGUUUCAAAAUAAACGAUCACGUUGUCGAAAACGUUUAUUAACAAAAACAAUAGCUAAUGACAAUAGUAUUGAAAAUGAUGAAACAAAUUCAAAAUUACAUCAUGAUAAUACAUAUGAUGAUUUACAAUCUCGAACACCAAUGAAAACUAUUCCAACAGCAAAUAUUUUACCAUUUACUCCAACACCUGUUCAAUCACUUUUGGCUACACAUUUUCCUUUUUUUCUUCAGCAUUUCUAUUAA